CGGUGAGCCAUGGGAAAUAACGCGCGACGGCUCUCCGAGCUCCAAGUGCCGUAAGUUACUCUUGGCUUUGGUGGUUCGGAGAACUCAGGAUGAUGUGAUCAUGCUACUUGAGGUGACUCACUUCCUAAACUCUCAGGACAGAAACGGCACGCAUUAUACAGUGAGGCCCUUGGGCUGGGUUCUCCCGGUCCUGAGGAAACCCGGCACCACGUUUUUACUGAGCGCUGCAGAGGGCGGGGCUCGGUGACUUGGUGACUUGGUGGCUUGCACAUUCGCAUUUGUUGUUGACAACUGUCGGCUUCCACCUCCUUCUCCUCACAACCCCGUCUAAAUGGGGUUUGUAAUCCUCCUUCCCACCUACUCUCUUUACUCCCUGGGGCAGGAAUGUUGGCUCCUGCUCUCUGUCACCUGUCAGAAUCCAUCUUCCUGUCACUGGCUUAUAUGGACAAGAAAGCCCACUGUCACGUGACCCCUCAGGCUGCUAAAAACAGCUGCGGCUCCCACUCUGAACCUGGGCCUGAAACAAUGUCCUCCACUGAAAGAAACGUGAAGGGCACUCGAUCACACAGUCCUCGGGAUCGCUCCUAGGAAGCACCUGCAGAAGCCACUCGCAGCGCCCUUUCCCUGGCAGCGCUCGCGGGGACGGCCAGGAGAUGAGCGCAUCUUUGAAUUACAAGUCUUUUUCCAAAGAGCAGCAGACCAUGGAUAACCUGGAGAAACAACUCAUCUGUCCCAUCUGCUUAGAGAUGUUCACGAAGCCCGUGGUCAUUCUCCCGUGUCAGCACAACCUGUGUAGGAAAUGUGCCAGUGACAUUUUCCAGGCCUCUAACCCGUACUUGCCCACGAGGGGAGGCACCACCGUGGCGUCAGGGGGCCGAUUCCGCUGCCCUUCCUGUAGACACGAAGUGGUUUUGGAUAGACAUGGGAUAUACGGACUUCAGAGGAACCUGCUGGUGGAAAAUAUCAUUGACAUCUACAAGCAAGAGUCCACCAGACCAGAAAAGAAGUCCGACCAGCCCAGGUGUGAGGAGCAUGAAGAGGAGCACAUCAACAUCUACUGUCUGAACUGCGAGGUGCCCACCUGCUCUCUGUGCAAGGUGUUCGGGGCACACAAGGACUGCCAGGUGGCUCCCCUCACUCACGUGUUCCAGAGGCAGAAGUCUGAGCUCAGUGAUGGCAUUGCUGGCCUCGUGGGAAGCAAUGAUCGAGUGCAGGGAGUGAUCAGCCAGCUGGAGGACACUUGUAAAACUAUCGAGGAAUGCUGCAAAAAACAGAAACAGGAACUUUGUGAGAAGUUUGAUUACCUGUAUGGCAUCCUGGAGGAGAGGAAGAAUGAGAUGACCCAAGUCAUUACCCGAACCCAAGGGGAGAAACUGGAACAUGUCCGUGCUCUGAUCAAAAAGUAUUCUGACCAUUUGGAGAACGUAUCAAAGUUGGUCGAGUCAGGAAUCCAGUUCAUGGAUGAGCCAGAAAUGGCAGUGUUUCUGCAGAACGCCAAAACCCUGUUACAAAAAAUUUCUGAAGCAUCGAAGGCAUUUCAGAUGGAGAAAAUAGAGCAUGGUUAUGAGAACAUGAACCACUUCACAGUCAACCUCAAUAGAGAAGAAAAAAUAAUACGGGAAAUUGAUUUUUACAGAGAAGAUGCAGAAGAAGAAGAAGAGGAAGAAGAAGAAGAAGGAGAAGAAGUAGAAGGAGAGGGAGAAGGAGAAGAAGGAGGAGGAGGAGGAGGAGGAGAAGGAGUGAAGAAAGUGGAAGAGGUAGAAAAAGUUCGAACGGCGUCAUUAGGAGAAGAUGAAAGUCUGGAGGUAGCCUUGGAACCCUCUCAGCUGGCCUCGGAACUCCAGGCUGCCCCAGCAACACUUCCGGUUUCCUCUCCAGAGCCAUCUCCAGCCCUGCCACCUGCUGUGGAUGCCCCAGUGACACAGGGGGAGGUUGUGCCCACUGGCUCUCAGCAGACCACAGAGUCUGAAAUGCCAGUCCCUGCAGCAACGGACACGGCGGAUCCCUUGUUUUACCCUAGUUGGUAUAAAGGCCAAACCCGGAAAGCUACCGCCAACCCACCUCCCAACCCAGGGAGUGAAGGUCCGGGGCACACAGGGCCUCCGGGUUCUGAGGAUUCGAAUGUGCAGAAGGCAGAAGUGGCAGAAGCCGCAGCCAGUGAGAGGGCAGCAGUGAGUGGUAAGGAAACUAGUUCACCUGCAGCUACUUCUCAGAUUGGAUUUGAGGACCCUCCCCUCCAGGGACAGGCUGCAGCUUCAGGGAGUGGGAAUGGAGCUGAUUCUGAGCCAGCUCGCCACAUCUUCUCCUUUUCCUGGUUGAACUCCCUGAAAGAAUGAUGUUCAUUCCAACUGCUGCCCCUCUGUCUGCCUGGCCAAGAUGUACACAGGCAGCAGGGAACCUAGAUGAAAUUAAUAUUAUGCAGAUGAUUAAAGGGACCUCUGGACAGGAUUUCUGUAAAAAGCAAACAAACAAACAAACAAAAAAACCCUUUAAUUCCAGAUGACUUAUCUGAUACAUUAAGGGAAAACAAUAUUUUGAAAAAAUAGUUGCAAAAAGCAUUGGAAGAAAGAAACUUGAGCUUAUGCAAAUCUCUUAUUGCGUGGGAAACAUUAUGACGGAUGUAUAGGUGUGGUAUGUGUGUGCAUGCAUCAGUAAAAAUGGCAAGUUUUGAAAAAAGUGGGCACUCUCAUCUCUUAUAGGCACUGGCUUUUAUUAUUAUAUCGUAGUAGCUUUUAUUAUUUUCUUUUAAACAAUGCAGAUGGUCAGUGAAAUUCAGUAUUAAUUCAGAAAUGACUGAUUUAUCAAUAUAUGGACAAAAGGUAAAUCAUUGACCAAAGGUAUGAAAUGUUUCAUAAAGGGUUCCUCUUUUUCAUAAUAUAUGUCACUGAAUGUAUAUCUAGAAAUAUUCUUUGACUCUGAUGACACUUUCAUAGUCCAGAGGCUGAAGGUCUAAGACAUUUCUUGUGACAUUUUUCUAAUCUUAGUUUUAAUAUGUAGAUAUCCAGUACUUUAACUGAAAAGGACUUUUCAAUAGUAACUGUCUACUUUCUCAUGUAUCUACUGAGGCACCAAUCUGCUGAACUGUAGAACUGCAUUUAUUUAAAUAUACAUACACAUGAUAUACAUUAUAUGUGUGUAUAUAUAUUUAAAUCACGCUUUAGUUGUCCCACCAC
This is a messenger RNA of Pteropus alecto (black flying fox), 3173 nucleotides long. It is a transcript of the gene TRIM55, whose product is annotated as tripartite motif containing 55. Lineage: Eukaryota; Metazoa; Chordata; Mammalia; Chiroptera; Pteropodidae. Bases 654 to 2336 code for a protein of 560 amino acids. Gene Ontology annotation, molecular function: zinc ion binding. The transcript is spliced from 11 exons. The record is from RefSeq and is a predicted model, not a curated record.